AUGAGUGUUGAUCCAACUCCAUUGAAUGGAACUACAUACUUAGCAUCCAAACCUAGAUAUGAGAUAUUAGAUGGCCUCAGAGGAGUUGCAGCUAUUCUUGUGGUUUUAUUCCACACACUAGAGACUUAUAAUACAAGUCCAGUAGAUCAGAUCAUCAAUCAUGGAUAUCUGGCAGUUGAUUUCUUCUAUAUAUUAUCAGGGUUCGUUAUUGGCUAUGCAUAUGACGACCGCUGGGAUAGGAUGACAAUUUGGGGAUUCUUCAAGAGAAGAUUAGUUAGACUUCAUCCCAUGGUUAUUAUGGGAACAUGCAUUGGAUUUUGCCUCAUUUUCUUCGGCAAUGAUGGUUUCCCAAUGAUAGGAACAACCCCUGCAUGGAAAUUUUGGUUGGCGUUUUUGAUGUGUUUAUUUAUGAUUCCGUGCCCAGUUUCAUUGGAUUUGCGCGGCUGGGGAGAAACAAAUCCGUUUGAUGGCCCAUGCUGGUCAUUGACCUAUGAGUACUUAGCAAAUAUUAUCUAUGCUUUCUUCUUUAGAUUCCUUCCGAAAUGGGCUUUGAUGGCAUUAUUAGUUCCAUCUGCUUUCUUUAUUUUAGAUAUUACUUUGAAUUUGAACGUUUUCAAAGCACUCACUGAUGACAGGAAUGAAGCAAAGUACACAGUCAUUGGUGGCUGGAUGAUAACAGGAGAGCAGAUCUAUAUUGCAAUGGCAAGAUUGCUCUAUCCAUUCAUUUGCGGAUUAGUGCUUUAUAGAACUGGAUUGAAAUUGAAAGUUAAGCAUGGUUUUGUUGUGUGCAGUUUGAUGUUAACUGUCUUAUUCUGCAUACCAUAUCUUGGUAAAACAAAUAAUAUUGCUGAUGGCGUCUAUAGUGCAAUAACUAUCUUGAUCUUCUUCCCAAUAAUUAUUAUGUUAGGUGUUGGAAGUUCUCAAAAUAAUCAUGAAGGAAUGAUAAGCAAAAUCUGCACUUUCUUGGGAGAUUUCUCUUAUCCAUUAUAUAUCACUCAUUAUCCUGUAAUGUAUAUGCAGAUGGGAUGGGUUUGGACUCAUAGAAAAGCACCAUUGAAUAAUCAUCUCGCACUUAAUUUAGGAGUUCUAGUAUAUUGCUUUGCUAAUGCAUAUUUCACAUGGAAGAUAUAUGAUAUUCCUGUAAGGAAUUGGUUAACAAGACGUUUCUUAAUGCAAAAGAAAAAUUAA
This is a messenger RNA of Trichomonas vaginalis G3, 1188 nucleotides long. RefSeq names its product acetyltransferase family. Gene Ontology annotation, molecular function: acyltransferase activity, transferring groups other than amino-acyl groups. Lineage: Eukaryota; Parabasalia; Trichomonadida; Trichomonadidae. The transcript has a single exon. Gene Ontology annotation, cellular component: membrane. Gene Ontology annotation, biological process: polysaccharide biosynthetic process. The record is from RefSeq and is a predicted model, not a curated record. The coding region runs from base 1 to 1188 and encodes 395 amino acids.